Messenger RNA from Vicia faba (fava bean), 732 nucleotides. Lineage: Eukaryota; Viridiplantae; Streptophyta; Magnoliopsida; Fabales; Fabaceae. The record is from the annotation of a GenBank genome assembly.
AUGCUGAAUUCAGUCAACAUGGACAUUGCGAGGAUCUUGAUUAGAACUCUGCACGAUAAAGUUCUUGAUGAUUUCAUGAAGGUUAAGAUUGAUGAAUCUGUGUACACGAUCAGAUUGGUGGAAGAUUCUUAUGGCCCUUUGAGGAUCAAUCUAGUGAAGAAAUGGGGGAGAUUGGUGUCUUCUGAUGAAUCAUUGGAAUCUAAGUUUGGUUGGAGUAAUCAGGGGGAGGAGAAUUCGGUUGAUGCUGAUAAUAAUCAGGUAUCUGUUAUGUUAGGGAAUGGUAUCAAUUUAGGCAAGGGGCACAACAGUAACAGUGACGUUUUCUCUAAUCCAAAAUCUCAGGAUUGUAAAGAAGCAAAGAAAUUUUCCAGGCACUGUAAGGCGGGUAAAGGGAAGGGGGAUGAUUUUUUCAAUGAAGCUCUUGUAGAGGUUAGUGAGGAGGGAUUAGAUGUUAAGGUUGAAGGCGUGAAAUUUCAACCAUCAAUUUUAUUUCCUGAAGUUUCUAUUAUAGAAGAAUUCAAUUUUGUUGAUACUUUCUUCAAAAAUCAAUCUAAGAAAACCAAUGCCAAAAUACCUCUGAUUACUAAGAGGGUCACUAAGAUGAAGAACAUUUAUGAGGUAGGAGGAGCGAAGUCUUUGAAGAAUAAGAGGUGGAAGAAGAUAAUUCAGAAAGAUGUCUCAGACCCGAUUUCAUGUUUCAAUGAUUCUGUGAACCAUAUUCAGAGGAUUUAA